AAAGCCUGCCCUGAAAUUACCAUAAUAAUCCCCUCUUAUUAGCUUUCUAUCUGCUCCUUCCUGGGGGUGAAAUCUAAGAAGAUUACCUUGGCUUUCAUACUCAGAGGCUUCAUACAGGGUUGCCUAUCUCAGAGAAACGCACCUGUCCCAUGCCACACAAGAAGCCAGUGGAGACGGAGGGCCUACCUGAGGGCAAAGUGGAAGAAGGAAAGCAGCCUUCCAGGCAUGACAGUGAGUCCAAGGACAGCAACACUGAAAGCCCUGCCCCUGAGCAAAGCUCACAGCCGGGUCCUCAGACCAAGCACAGCAAGAAGCAUCAAGAUGACCCUCAUGCAGCUGCCACCAAGGCCUAUUCCCCUUUCCUCAACAGGCUCUUUGGCAAGGAAAGAGAGCUUUCCCCGUUGGAACUGGAUGAGCUGCUAGAUGCUUUCAAGGAAUUUGACACGGAUGAGGAUGGCUAUCUCACCUACAAAGAUCUGGGUGAUUGCAUGCGAACCAUGGGCUAUAUGCCUACAGAGAUGGAGCUGCUGGAGAUCUCCCAGCACAUCAAAAUGCGCAUGGGAGGACGUAUAGAUUUUGAGGAGUUUGUAGAGAUGAUGAGCCCCAAACUGCUUGAAGAAACAGCUCAUAUGGUGGGCGUGAGGGAGCUGAAGAUCGCCUUCCGUGAGUUUGAUACAGAUGGAGAUGGAGCUAUCAGCAGUUUUGAACUGCGCCAGGCUGUGACUGCCCUCUUAGGUGAGCAACUCAAUGCCCAGGAGUUGGACGAGAUCCUGCAAGAUGUAGAUCUCAAUGGAGAUGGAAAAGUGGACUUUGAUGAGUUUGUGAUGAUGCUGUCAUCCACGUAACAAGAACCAGAGGAGAAGAAAUGGGGAUGUCUUUAUUUCCAGAAUUACCUUGCUCAGUAAUGGGAAGGAAUUGGUUUCUGCUGCUAGCUUUUUUCACUUGCUGGAGAUAGGAACAUCACGAUAGGAGAUGAAAUUCUCUUUCCCCAAGUCUGGAUCCAAAGCUGCAAAGUACCUCAGGGAGCAGGUGCUCACUGUGUGUGCAGGAAGAUUUUGAGUUUUGAGGCAAAAUGGUUGGGCUGAGCCUAGAGAACUCACCUGGCACCAUCUUUGUUUGUUAGGAAUACAAAGCACUUCAGGGCCCAUACCAGUGUGGCUAGGCCUGGCAAAUUCUGUCCAGGUAUGGAGCCAUACCCAGGUGUACUUUGAUUUCCUCUGACAUUCCCCUCCCCCCAUCAGCUCAAAAUUCCUGGAGACUUAAAAUAAACUGUUUGAAGUUAAUAGUUCAUUCAUCCAAAAAUAUUCUGUUGAGCUGAAUGGUAAUUUUUUUUUAAUCCCCUAAGAGCAAAAUGAAUAAAUGAAUGACAAGCCUCUUCCCAGAUAUUUUAAAAUAAAGGCAAAGAGAUUCCUGGAUCUCAUUCAUGAAGAUUCUUCACUAGAAACUGUAAGGAUAUGCGUCCUAUUUCAGUACACUGGUGAAACAAAAAUAAUAUCAGCUUUGGAUUUGUAAAUAAAGCUAUCAUAAUUCCAAAGAGCAAUCCCUGAAAUGCUUCCCAUGAAUUCAGUGUCAAUUUGAAAUUUGGAAAAAAGUUAAAGAUCACUAUAUGCAACCAUAAAUAUAUUUAUUUUCUUUUGACAAUUGCAUAAAUAUUAGAUAUAUGUAUGUUUAUGCAAAAGCAGAGUCAGACUCUGGCUGUGUUACUGAACAACUGCAGUGUUAAAUAUUGAAAUGAUAUAAAGCAUAAUUGAAAUAUU
Messenger RNA from Crotalus tigris (Tiger rattlesnake), 1757 nucleotides. It is a transcript of the gene CABP4, whose product is annotated as calcium binding protein 4. The record is from RefSeq and is a predicted model, not a curated record. Gene Ontology annotation, molecular function: calcium ion binding. Lineage: Eukaryota; Metazoa; Chordata; Lepidosauria; Squamata; Viperidae. The coding region runs from base 150 to 845 and encodes 231 amino acids. The transcript is spliced from 6 exons.